AUGUCGGCCAAGAGCACUUCGCAGCAGCGUCCUCAAUCCUCCGAAGGGGAUUCUCCGGCACCCCGGGGCCAACUGGAGUCCGCUGAACCGACCUCACUCGCCUGCAAUCCGUGUCGAAAGCGCAAGCUCCGGUGUUCCCGUGAGCUGCCUGCAUGCCAACACUGCCGGAAGACAGCAACCGAGUGUGUCUAUGAGGCGAAGCGCAACAAGCCCGGUCUCAAGCCCGGUGCCCUCGAUAAUGUGCACAGGAGACUAGAUGCCCUCGAGCACACUGUGCAGCGCCUCGGCGAGGGAAAAGACUCAUGUAGCCGAGAUGAUAGCCACGAAGGAAGCGCGUACAGGAUUCUAGCCCUGCUGGCACAAGAGCUUCCAAACUUCAUCCGGGACAGCAGCACAACAGCGAGUGCUCAUUCCGUUCCUGCCGCCCAUAAACGUCGGCGCAUCGGAGGCGGCGAACCCAUCACCACAGCCAGCAAUGCUUGCAAGGAGGAUGCGCCCAGGCCGCCCAGCCUGCCACCUGCACAUGCUCUUGACUUGAUACUAGAAGCCUAUUUCGAGUGCAUCCACCCGUGGAUCCCAAUGAUUCACCAGUCACGGUUUCGUAGGCGACUUGACGACCCCCGAGAGCGGCCGAAACUGGGCGUCGUACUGUAUGCCAUCAGCCUGACGGCUGCGAGGUUUGUCGCCAGCCAACAUGUCGCCAUUCCUCAGCCGGCUGAACUACGGCGCUGGGUCGUUUCUGCCGCCAUGGACCGCAUGUCCGUGGAGAGUCUCCAAGCCCUGAUCAUCCUCGCCUUCAACGAUAUUGGAAGUGGAAUAGCAUCCAAGGCUUGGUCCCUUAUCGGAUCCAUGACCCGCACCGUCGAGUAUCUUCAGCUCACCAUCGAGCACGAGGAGACGAAGCGGGAGCCUCUGUCGCAUCCGUUUGCCUCCUUAACUCCGACGGGCGACUGGACCGAGAACGAGGAGCGCCGCCGCGUAUUUUGGAACGUCUUCCUCCUGGACCGGUUUUGCUCUGUCGCCAUGGGCUGGCACACUAGCCUGACGUCCGACGACGUCCACCGCCGUCUGCCCUGCGACGGCAUCCUGUGGCGCAAGCAGGACCCCGUCAUGACGCCCUUCUUUGGUAUCUGGGACAAAGCCGCCGCCCGCCUCGGCAAACCCAUCGCUUUUCUUCCCUCGGAGCCCAGCGCCGUCAACACCGCCGGACCUGCCGAAGUCGUGGGCGGGCCAAGGAGCCCGCUCAAUCAUGCAACCGCCCAUUCACCGUCUUCACAGGACACGCUUGGCACUGACAUAACAACCAUGGGCGCCUACGCAUACUGCAUUGAGGCGACCGAAUCCCUCAGUCGCGUUACGAGCCAUUUCCUCCAGCAGCGCAUCGACUGGCGCGACGGACACGACGUGGGUCUGUGGCUCACGCGUUUCAAGGAGCUGGACCUCCGGCUUGUACAUUGGAAGAUGUUCCUGCCGCACAAGUGGAAGGCCGAGCACUAUCUGCGAGCCACUGUCGGCAACCUGGGACCAGGAAGCACCGCGUUGGUCAUGGACCCAAACCUGACGCUCGCGCACGUCACCCACAACACGAGCAUGAUCCUGCUCCACCAGCCCAUCGCCUUUCCGCCGGCUGCUCUGCUCCCCUACCAAACCCGGCUGCCGAGCGCCUGCAGUGUCGAGACCUGCCUGGCUGCUGCGACCGAAAUCGCCACCAUUACGACCAAGUACCUCGAGAGCACUGCGUCAGGACUGCCCGUGGCACACCAGUUUGCCUUCUGCGUCUACAUCGCGGCACGGGUGCUGCUUGUAGACUGGCAGCAUGGAUACAUGCAGACACAACUGUCGGAUCAUUUCUGGACGCUGGUGCGAGCGCUCGACGAGUUCUCCGCCCGAUGGCGUGGCAGUGGCGGCGGCACUCCUAGCACCGGCAGCAUGGACAUCGCCGUAGAACCGGCAUUGUGCCCAAACCACGCGGCAAAAUACGCCCAGAAACUUAGACACUUCCACGCUGAGUGUCUGCAGAACCCUGAGUUCAAGGUUAAUGUCGCCGGAUACACGGCCGAGAUCAACCAUUCGGCGACAUCGCCGGUGACGACAGGCGCGCAAGCAGUUGCUGAACGCGACGACCCUUACCAAAUCCAGGUAGGACGCGACCGAUUACCGGUGAACUGGGGCAUUUACGGGCCCUCUCAAAUUCCCGGUCCGCCCCUUAUGCGCGACCAGCAGGGCGGGGGCGCUCCUUUUGCGUCAGCCAACGCACCUUCGAGCGGUCAAGGGGGCAAUAUGCUGCCAGAGAUUCCCAACCUUGCCCCUGACAACAGCCUUGGUUCCAUCUCGCAAGCACUGUUGGAUCAGCAGUUUGGCGAAAUGGACCGUAUCAUCAGCUACGAGGAUGGCAGCAUGUUUGUCGGGACCAUGGACGCCUGCGGAGGUUGGUGA
Parathielavia appendiculata is the source of this 2436-nucleotide messenger RNA. RefSeq lists its product as uncharacterized. The coding region runs from base 1 to 2436 and encodes 811 amino acids. Gene Ontology annotation, biological process: regulation of DNA-templated transcription; DNA-templated transcription. The transcript is spliced from 4 exons. The record is from RefSeq and is a predicted model, not a curated record. Lineage: Eukaryota; Fungi; Ascomycota; Sordariomycetes; Sordariales; Chaetomiaceae. Gene Ontology annotation, cellular component: nucleus. Gene Ontology annotation, molecular function: DNA binding; zinc ion binding; DNA-binding transcription factor activity, RNA polymerase II-specific.